AUGAACAAGUUAAUCAUAGCUUUGGCCCUGGUAUCCGCCAUCUCUGCCAUCCCCCAGAAUACCUUUGAAGAGUGCGAGAAAGCCUACAGCGAAUGUCUUGCAGCUGGUACACCUGAAGUUGCCUGCAGCUGCACCCUGACAACCUGUGCCGGCGAAGACAGUGCUCGCAUUCGAGAAUAUUGUUCUUCCGCUACUGCCUCCCUCGCACACCCUACACCGACCAAGAUUCCUGGCGGAUGCAAUCCCGCUCACCCUGGAUCAUGCCCUUCAUCUUACCUCGGCAAGAAUAGCACUGUACCUGCUAAGACUAUGUCAUGGCUUCCUGGAAUCCCGGGCGGGUGUAACCCAGCACACCCAGGAUCUUGCCCAUCUUCGUACUUCACCAAGACUGGUCUGCCCCCAACCAGAACUCCCGUCACGAUUAUGCCUGGUGACUGCAGCCCUGACAGCCCCAGGUUCUGCCCUGCAGUCCCCUAUGUUCCUUCUCACAGCGCCGCCCAUCCUGCCCCCACUGGAAACUCUAGCUUUGGUGGCUUCUAUCCCAGCCCUAAGCCUCUCAAAGGCCAGACAGCUAUCAUCAAAAACCUUACCCGUUACUGUGGCGAGGACAACGACGGAUGUGACUACAACUUCAUUUUUGAGGGCGGUGGCAAGACUGAACAAUGCACUAUUGUCCGUAUGCCGGGCUCUGAUGCUGCCACUGAGAGUUGGUCCAAAGAGCCCUGUAACGAUAAGUCCAACCUGAUUGUCUCCUGGGGAUACGUGACUCAGCCUGGUCCUGCCUUCGCUGUUAUCACCGUUGUCAAGGGCAAGGUGUUAUCUUGGUUUGGAGUCGCAGAUGUUAAUGGCAAAAAGGUCACUCCAUCAAACCCCUUCGGCUCUGGACAGUUUGGCAAUCUUGGACCUGAGCAGGUUUAUACCUACUAA
Molecule: messenger RNA, 927 nt
Organism: Fusarium sp. VM40
Lineage: Eukaryota; Fungi; Ascomycota; Sordariomycetes; Hypocreales; Nectriaceae
Source: the annotation of a GenBank genome assembly